Molecule: messenger RNA, 4719 nt
Organism: Diaporthe batatas
Lineage: Eukaryota; Fungi; Ascomycota; Sordariomycetes; Diaporthales; Diaporthaceae
Exons: 2
Coding region: 1-4350 (1449 amino acids)
Molecular function (GO): protein binding
Source: RefSeq, a predicted model, not a curated record
AUGCCUCUAGCCUUUGACCAACUCAAGGCCUCGCCGAAAAAGGUGAAGACUAUCAAAUCCGCUUAUGAGAGCGAGAGCUUUGAUGCAGAUGGAACCAUCCAUGUGGAUGGUGUGGUUGGCUCUGCCACAAUAUCACCAUCCGGCCGAGACGUCGCUCUUGCGUCCCCGGAAGGAUUGGCCAUUAUCGACCUCGACUCUCCCUACAGCCCGCCUCGCCGCCUGAGCAGCCAUGGACUCCCGUGGCUUGUGGUUGACGUCCAGUGGUCACCGUUCGCCGCGCGGGACUACUGGGUCGCAUCUACCGCCAACCAUCGAUGUCUCGUCUGGAACUUGAACCUGCGCGAUGACUCGACUUCUGGUGCCAUUGAGCACUCGCUGCAGGGGCACACCAGGGCAAUUACUGACAUCAAUUUCUCCGCCCAUCAUCCUGACCUUCUGGCAACUUGUGCCGUAGACGGCUACGUCCAUUGCUGGGAUCUGAGGCGGCCGAGGCAGCCAGCUCUUACAUUCUGUGACUGGUUUGCUGGGGCCACCCAGGUCAAGUACAGUCGCCAGGAUCCAUUCAUCAUCGCAUCUUCUCACGACAGGUGGCUCCACAUAUGGGACGAGAGGAAGUCAUCUGAGCCAUUGAGGUCCAUCAGCGCUCACACUUCCAAAAUUUACGGCAUCGAUUGGAAUCGCUUCACUCCAACCGCUAUUGUUACCUGCUCAUUGGACAGGAGCAUCAAGUUCUGGGAUUAUAAAAAUACCGAGGACGUUCCAGAAAGGGUCAUCAGGACUGAGUUCCCAGUCUGGCGUGCAAGACAUACGCCCUUUGGAAGAGGGCUCCUCGCCAUGCCCCAAAACGAACCGGGACAUCUGUAUCUUUUCGACCGGCGCAUGGGCCCUGAUACCCCUGUUGACGGACAGGUUGAGCCAGUUGCAACAUUUGAGGGCCAUGGUAAUCACAAGGCAAAGGAAUUCCUCUGGAGAGCCCGCGGUGGCAUCACCGAAGACAGUCUCGACAACCGCGAGUUCCAGCUCGUAUCCUGGGGCGAGGACAAUAAGCUCCGUUUAACACGUACGGAUCCUCACGUCCUGGAGUCAGUGGGCCAUGUCAAGGGCAUGGCGGCAAGAACAAAUCUAGUUAUAACUCGAAAAGGUGCCACAUACAAGACCUUCCGGACCGUAGACGAUGGCAAUACCCAUCGGCGGACAGCGACCAUGAGCGACUCACGGAACGGGGCGUCUCGCCAGAGCGCACUUACUCUGGGUAUGAAACUACCAUCGUACCGGACGGGGCCUUCCUGGAAAGGACCGUCCAUGAAAGCUAAGAAUUCGAGAACCGGCAAGGUGGAUAGGAGCCAGGCCCAGAUGAACUGGAUGAGAGGUAUCACGAUGACUAAGAGGAAAUCGAGUACCGACCUUCCGCAACGAGCAGCAUCUAAAGAUUCCUCGAUGUUCGGGCUAGUUUUUCAUGACGACCAGUGGGGCGACCCAGAGUCGCUACAAGAAGAGUUUGUCCGGAUCAGCACUCAGUUGCCCAACGUCAAGUGGGACAGUAUCGACAUGGACACGCUUAUACUCAACGCCUCUUUGAAGGGCCCGUGGGGCGUGGACGGUGAUGAGAUCUUCAUCAAAGUCAAGGCUGAUAUUCCUCAUGCCUACCCCAAGAACAAAGCACCCAAGUUCAUCAUCGAGAGAAAUGCCUUUAUGCCGCCCGGUGCUCAUGAAAAGCUCGAAAGCGAGGUCCACCAGAUCGCUCAACAAUUCUUGAAACGAAAACAGAACUGCCUCGCGGCAGCCUUCUCGUACCUGCUUGGAGAGGCCGACCUAACUCAAAGCACGACUUUUUUCAAGAACGUGCGCGACCUCGACGACGGCAUAGAUGUGCUCGCCGACGAGAGCUCGAGCGAUGAUUCUGACAACGACAUCCCAGCUGGGGCAUCGGCAUCCAUGUCCAUGUCUCAGGAACUGAGCGCCAGCACCGAGAUCGAUAAUACUCUUGCGCCGAGCCACCGUCCAGCCAUACCUCCAGUGAUCAGAACGUGCGGCGCUCGCUUUUCAAAUGAUGGGCGACUGGUCAGCUUCUUCCCAACAAAGGAAGCCAAGGCUCUACUCUUCAGCCCUAAUGAGAAUUUCAGAGAGCGUCCCAAAGACCAGCCCACCUUCGCCGGCUUUGGCCGUCUGACUCAUGAGUCUCCUCCGCGGCAGCGUUACCUUGAUGGUGACGCCUCGGUCAACGAUGAUGCAUCAGCCAUGUCAGACGAUUCAGAUGACUCAUCGUCUUCAAGCGAUUCAGAGAUGACCACCAUGCAUAAAAUCAGUCUGUGGUACCGUCCAGGCCGCCGCCUCCACAAGACCUGGAGUGCGAACGAGUCCCUCCGCUCGAGUGGCGGAGGGACUGGCGCAGGUACAGGAACAGGCACAGGAACAGGAACCAAUCGUCGCCGGACCGGACGACCGAAGAACAUAGUGUCGUUGCACGACAUGCGGGACAUGCUACCGUCGAAGAAGCAGUUUGCCGAAGAGUAUAUAAUCUUUGGCGACGGCGCGUACGUCUGCGAACACAAUGCUUACGUGGCGGAGAAAUAUGGCUACUACGAUUUAGUCAACAUAUGGAGAUAUGCGGCACUUCUCUUGAGAUCAGACAUCCCGCUAGAGUUACAUGAGCAUCGCCACAAGGACAAGUCUGUCCUCGUCAUUGCCAAAGAUGCCCUUUCGAAGUACAGGAGCGACGAAUACAGUGCACGUAGCGACGAGCACCUCAGAGGACGGGUCAAGUGGGGCCAUCACCCACUCGCGCAAGAUUUUGUCCAUGAUUUGUUUGACUAUUUCGAACAGAUGGGAGAUGUACAAAUGUUGGCGAUGCUCUCGUGCAUAUUUGGAGAGUCAUCUGCGGAGGACAGUGUGGCGUAUGCCGAAUCUCGUUUGACACAGCCAGAGACACCGCUGCCGAUGAAAGCGCCAUCGUUCUCGUUGGAAUACUUCCCGACAGAUGCGGCAGAAUGGAGCAUGGAGCGGAGGAGUGGCUACAGCUCGGCAGUAACCACACCCCGAAUGUCGCAGACGCCUAUCGUGUUUUCUGACCCACAGAGCCCGGAUGUACUCUGGAUGGGAGAUCCAUCUUCACAGUCGUACUCGACUGGUGAGACACCGCCACACAGGUUCUUCAAAGACCAUCAUCUCAGUGAGAUAGACCACACUCAGAGCCUUUCCACAUCACCAAAUGAUCGCGCCAUUCGUCGGUCUCAGUCCGCUCUGGCAUCAACAUUUACUUCGGGUAUGCCACGUGGGUUCACUUCGUUAGCUUCCUCAUCUCCUCCAGGGCGUAAGCGCCCCAGUCCGGCUGAGAGAAUCAUGGAAAAUAUAUCCCAUAUCCAUGGCAACAUUACUUGGGGAGGUUCAACCUAUUUCGGAGCGCCAUCGGAAGCGACAGAGACAGCAAGAACGUCAGUAUCGGAUGACGAAUUCCGCAGAGAUGAGCUCGUCUCCACGAUACCGGUUAGCGUAACCGUAACCGUGGAAGACGAAUCAGCAUUUGAUGACGAUGGGUGGCUGGCCACGCCUCUCCUGGACCCCAGCCGUGGUCUUGAUUACGCGGGAUAUCGAUACGCGUAUGCCGAAAUGCUGCAAAUGUGGUGCCUCCCACUCGCGCGGUUGGAGAUCAUGAAGUUCAACGUCCUGAAGGAGGGCAGCUGGAACGAAGGAGCACGUCUCAGCGCUGACAGCAGCUGUAUUGAAUCCGCUAUCCAUGAUGUCAGCCAAUCCGCUACAGGUACGACCUCUCCUACAAUUAUACUUGGUGGUAAGCGCGAACAACUCCAUACCCUGCAAGCAUCUGGCCGCGGUCUCGACGUAACAGGGAUUUGUCGCGUCCAUGAGAUGCAGCUACAACCACUACAGUAUUCCCAAACCCCCUCUCUGGGUGGGGCUGUCGGUGUUUGUGAGAGGUGUAGGCGCACGCAGACACAACUUACGUGUGUGUUCUGCCACGAGUCCAUAGACGCGCUCUACCCAGCUUGCCUGGGCUGCGGCUGCGUCUUCCAUGAAAAUUGUCUAGCUGAGUGGCACAGCAUGGGGGAGACGGAGUGUCCUGCUGGUGAUGAUUGCGAGUGUGUCACGGAGGCAGGCAAGGGUCAGGUAGAGACCUGGGUGGCCAUGAGGGCGGCUUUGGGCAUGGGGCGCGAGAGGACCGAGACUUACGGCCACUCGAGGGCGAAGACCAGUCACGGCGAGAAGGACAUUGCCAGGGAAAGGAGUGGCAGCGGCAGCGGGAGCGGGAGUACUUUGUCCUCUGGAGCUGGACUUGGCAAGGCCGCGGUCAUGCCGGGCCGGACUCCCCUGCGAGCGUCUCGGGCUUUCAGGUGAGAUCACCUCUCGAGCGCGAGAGUGACGGUGACAGCCUCGCCUCUAUGCCGUCCGCGAGCUCAGCGAAUACGCCUGCCAAGCCGAGCCCACUUGGUCCUGGAGUGUCUGCUGCGCGCGUGAGCCUAGGGAACAGACUCAAAAGCCUUGAGGCUAGACGUCCUAGCGGCUUCAGGCGGAAGAGUGGUGACAAUGAUGGGGGCCACAGUGCCAGCGGAAGUGGCAAGAAGGGCAAAUAAUGAGCAGUCCAAUUUCAUGUAAAGGGACUGUGUUGUAUUUCAAAGUGUGUAUGUUAUACUCGUGUUUUAUAAGUUUAGACUUAGUAUCAAUUACUUUAUAUACUUUUACUUUUAUUCUAUAUAUAUUUAAGUA